This is a messenger RNA of Striga asiatica, 1389 nucleotides long. Lineage: Eukaryota; Viridiplantae; Streptophyta; Magnoliopsida; Lamiales; Orobanchaceae. The record is from the annotation of a GenBank genome assembly.
AUGCAAAUCGAGAGCUACAUUGUGAUCAAGGAUCUUGAUGGCAUUCGGGUGCUCGUGGACAAGUUUUGGAUUGAGAUUGAGUCGUUGCUGAUGGAUGCUGAUUUUACUGAUAUAAGAGACAAGGAGGAGGAUGGGACACUGGUGGUGGUUGCAGUUGGAGAGAUUAGGAAGAAAGGGGCAAAACGGCCGGGGCAAAAUGUUGGCACAAGAAAGGCAAAACCUGCAGCACUUGCGCUGCCCACCACUGCAACUGCCACUGCGCCACCGCAAACCACCACUGUCUCCUCCGUACGGCACCGAACCACCGUCCGCCACGUGUCCGACCCUUCUCCUAACAAUGUUUAUGGGAAAGAGGCGAAAGGUAAUAAAUGUAUAAUGAACCUACGACAGCGGUUUCAAGAAACCUUUUCCUCCCAGGCCCGCAUAAGCACAACAAAUAGACAUCAUCGUAAUAAUCAGUGGCCAUCGAAGAGAAUGAAUGAAGGGGAGGAUGUGUACAGGAAGCAGAUCGAGGAGCUGGAAGAGUUGUUCUCUAAGCUAAAUCCUAUGGCUCGGGAGUUUUUGCCUCCAUCACUUGCUAUUUCAGAUAUGCCCAUGGACUUUAAUGGCGGAUGUGCCUCGGCUGCUGAUGCUAUGGACGAUAACGGGCUUGGCAACAGCAAUGGAAGCAGGGGGCCGAGAGGGGCCAAGAAGUGGACGAACAGCAGGACUACCAUGGCUCAACGUGAAGAAAAAAUUCGAAGGACUGUUUAUGUUUCUGACAUCGAUCAGAAGGCAAGUUAUCUCUGUAUAGUUUUGCUGGAUAGUUACUUUUUUGAUGGUGACUUUUGUGUGCUCUUUGAGUUUUCUGUGAGUGAUUUUUUGUUGCUAAUCUCUUAUAACAUUCUUUGCCUUUUAACCGGAAAGGUUGUGGACUGCCGUGUAUGUGGAGACCCGAGAUCUGUUCUUCGUUUUGCUUUCGUAGAGUUCACUGAUCAGGAGUCUGCUCGUAUUGCAUUAAGUCUGUUCGGUACUGUUCUUGGAUAUUAUCCGGUCAAGGUCUCACCUUCCAAGACAGCAAUUGCACCUGUUAAUCCUACGUAUUUGCCUCAGACAUCGGUUGAACGAGAGAUGUGCUCAAGAACAGUCUAUGUUACGAAUAUCGACAAGAAGGUUUCUCAAACGAAAGUGAAGCUCUAUUUCGAAAGUCUCUGUGGGGAGGUAUAUCGCUUGAGGCUGCUAGGAGAUAAUCACCACUCUUCACGGAUUGCAUUCGUGGAAUUUGUGGCGGCAGAAAGUGCAAUUGCUGCUCUCAACUGUACUGGAGUGAUGUUGGGGUCCCUGCCAAUAAGGGUAAGCCCGUCAAAGACUCCUGUCCGUGGUAAAGCUCAUCGUCCUAAAACUCACUAA